ACAGGAUAAUAUGAAAUUAGAAAGUCACAGACUAAUGUAAGUAAAAAACUUAAAUACCAAAUGUGAGAGCUUUUUUGUUUUUGUAGUUUGUCUUUAGAGAAAGGCUUCUCUGAGUGAAAAAUGCCUCCUCCUCAUGAGCGCCAUUACUACACGACGGAUCAUGAUGUGGGUUCUCCCACUAAUCCUCUGCCGUUCCUGGGUCAGGACUAUAAGAAGCUGCUCCACCAAUCUCUCCGUAGAAAAAAGCUGUACAUUGAUGAGUUGUUUCCUCCAAACAGCAGAUCUAUUGGCACUCUGGAUAAAGAAACUGAUGUGGACUACAAAAACAUCAAGUGGAAAAGGCCAUCAGAAUUAGUGUCUAAACCUUGCUUCACUGUUGAUGGAAUAUCCAGGUUUGACUACAAACAAGGGUCCAAAUUAGGAAACUGUUGGUUUUUGGCUUCAAUUGGGACUUUAACCUCGACGAAAGAUAUAAUAAACCAAGUCAUUCCAGCUGAUCAGUCAUUCAGGAUCAAUUAUGCAGGGAUAUUUCACUUCAGGUUCUGGCGGUUUGGUAAAUGGAUUGAUGUUGUCGUUGAUGAUCGACUUCCAACAAUCGAUGACGAUCUCCUUUUUGUUCAUUCAAAAACAUCUAAUGAGUUUUGGCCUGCUUUACUGGAGAAGGCUUAUGCAAAGGUGUGUGGAUCUUAUGCGGACCUGGAUGGUGGAUUCAUAUCUGAGGCCCUGAUGGACUUCACUGGUGGGGUGCACAUUCAGUUUGCGCUAAAUGAAGCUCCUUCUUAUCUGUGGAACAUUAUGUAUCGUGCAGCCAAGUCAAAAACCCUUAUGGGCUGUAGUACUUACCAUGGGGGAUCACGUGAAGCUGUGUCAUCCAAUGGCAUAGUUGGGGGUCAUGCUUACACUGUGACAGGGGUUUCCCAGGUGAUGAGUAAAGGAAACCCAGUUCAUCUGGUGAGAGUGUUAAACCCAUGGGGAAAGACAGAGUGGAAUGGAGACUGGAGUGACGGAUCAUCUUUGUGGAACACAGUGAGUGUGAAGGACAGCAAGUGGCGUGAAAAACUUGACAAUGGGGAGUUCUGGUUAGCAUUGAUCAUGUUGGAUGCCAUGAAAGAUUUUACCAAAAACUUUAAAACCCUGGAUAUCUGCUGUCUCUGUCCUGAUUUUCUGGAUAGAUCUCCUGGAUGUCACUGGAAAUCACAACGCAAUUUUGGCAAAUGGAUUGCUGGGACUACAGCUGGUGGUUCCAUUGACAAUACAGAGACUUUUUGGAAAAACCCUCAGUUUCGUGUGAGGAUUGAGAAGCUUAGUGAGGACUGUACACACGAGGAGGGUGCUGAAAACACACUGGUGUCUCUCAUGCAGAACCACGAGAAGAGAAACAGAAGUAGCCAAAAAAAAAAAAACUACAUGAUUGGUUUCUAUGUUUUUAAGAUGAGAGGUGAGAGUGGGAAGUUCUCAGCUGAGUUCUUCAGAGACAAAAGACCUGUGGCAAUAACGCCUUUCGACGGUUUGAGAGAGGUGAUGGAGUUUCUCUGGCUGGAGCCAGGAGAGAACCUGAUUGUACCGUGCACGAAGAAUCCUGGUGAAUCAGCUUCCUUCGUCCUGUCUAUAUUUUCAAAGCAUGAGACACACUUUGAAUACAUUGAAGAGACUGAGGAGAAUGAAGACGAUCCCUGAUGAGAGUGAACCUGUCACACAAAAUGGCUUCUUGGAGAAAUGUCAACAUAUGCCUCAUCAUUUUUUCUUUGUUUAUUCAUGCUCAGUUCAGAAUGGGUGUAUAUGGUUUUCUUUUUUUUUUCUCCCCUUUAUGUAAUCACUUUUGACAUCACAUAACUAAAGCUACUGUAUUCUCUGAUUGGUGCUAGAUUUACUGUGUAGUUGUAUACUUUUUGGUAACACUUUAUUUUAGUUCCCUUGUUACAGUACAUGUUACAUGUAGUCAUAGCAAUAACUAUAAAAUAUGGAUAAUUACAUGCAACUAGCCCUAAACCAAACUUCAAUCCUGACCCUAUAAGUACAUGUUGUUAAUUAUUAUUACUCAGUACUUCAAAUACUUACACUGUAACAUGGACACCUUAAAAUAAAGAGUAAUUUUUGCCCCAAAAAUGUA
Messenger RNA from Rhinichthys klamathensis goyatoka, 2110 nucleotides. Its product is annotated as calpain-1 catalytic subunit-like. Lineage: Eukaryota; Metazoa; Chordata; Actinopteri; Cypriniformes; Leuciscidae. Gene Ontology annotation, molecular function: calcium-dependent cysteine-type endopeptidase activity. Gene Ontology annotation, cellular component: cytoplasm. Bases 121 to 1677 code for a protein of 518 amino acids. The transcript has 12 exons. Gene Ontology annotation, biological process: proteolysis. The record is from RefSeq and is a predicted model, not a curated record.